CUCCUGCAGGCCCUCAGCUCUGCCUAUGCUUGGUCUUUUGUCACAUCCAGACGGGGACCUGCCAGAAGAGGAGCAGGAGCAGCAGCAGGAGCAGGAGCCCACCUGUGUCCUCAAGCCCACUGAGCCUGAAGACACCACCAUUAUGGCCAUUGAGGGCAUGGCGGGCUCAGGCUCCUGUGACGCGGAGGCUUGUGCUGCCAUGCAGGCUCUGCUGGCGGAAAGUGAUGUCUCCAGUUUGGAGCAUGUGCCGAGCGUUGUGAGGUGCAUCUACCGGUGGCUCACAUCCAACACGGAUGUGUCUGCCACGCAAAGGUUGCCCAACGCCCUUGCGGAGCUGACCCACGCGCACCCCCAUGACGUGGUGGUGACGCUCCUGCGCUGCGCCCCAUCGUGCGACAGAGCUGCUGCGGCCAUGUGGAGGGUGAUGGUCUCCACGAUGAGGACUGCAGACAAGGUGCUACUGGAGCUGCUCCCUGUGCUGGCAGACUGGCCGCUGCACAGCACGUUCACCUCCGACGGGGACAAUAAGGACGUCUUUGCCCUGGCCGCAACCAGGGCACUGUGGGAGAUUCUCCAGCUACCCAGGCGCCCACAGAGGCUGAAGGUGCAUUUCCCACGCCUCUUCCUGGCUCUACUCUCCCAAAUUUUCUUCAGCACCGAGCAGAUGCCAGAGGAGGUUGACACCUUCUGGAGGGGAUGCCAGCGGGAAGGCUGCCUUCCCACCAACCCCAACAGCUUUGCAGUGCUGACCGUGAAAGCACUGCUCUGCCGUCUGGGGUAUGAGAAUGUGGUGUUUGAAGUGGAAUGUAAGCGUGGCUGGGACACACUUCUCAACGCUGAGACCCACCACUACGCCAUGUGUAGGGGAAUAGACAGGGAUCGGCGACCGGAAGAUUACGGGAUGUGA
This is a messenger RNA of Phalacrocorax carbo (great cormorant), 907 nucleotides long. The record is from RefSeq and is a predicted model, not a curated record. NCBI's taxonomy places the organism in Eukaryota, Metazoa, Chordata, Aves, Suliformes, Phalacrocoracidae.